AUGAGAAUUAAUCUUAAUCAGUCUCUUCCAUUUGUGAGUGGAAGUUUCAAAAGAUACUACUAUAAUCGUACAGUGAAACCGAAAUUCCCGUUUCAAGUUUACGAUAGUGAUGUCAAUACAUUUGGAAUUGUCUCUUUAGAUUUAAAUCUAACAAUAAUCUGCUUAUUAUUUAUUUUUCAAAUGGUAAGUAUCGAUAGUCUUCUCCUUGUAGAGGAUACAGCCAAAAUAACUUGUUUAAUACAAUCGAAUAAGAAGAUAUCUAUCUAUUAUGAGAACAUUCCUACGAAAGUUGAAGGAAGUGGGUGGCAAACGAACUUUAGAGGAUUUUUCGCAUGUGGAAGUGGUGAUAAAAAACAUGAAAUAUCUGUCCCUUCAGAAUGGAUCCAAAGUAGAACGCUAGUGGUGUAUGAAGCCAUCGGGAAAUAUUGUUCAGAAUACAAUUCGUCUGAAACAUGCCAAAAUAUAACAGCAUCAAAUACAACAUGUAUUUGGUGUGCAAAUGCCAACACAUGCAUCGAGAGUAAUGAUGAGGAUACUCAUAAACUGAAAGAAAAUGAUUGCCGUGUUCAGGUUAGUACUUGUUAA
Molecule: messenger RNA, 585 nt
Organism: Schistosoma haematobium
Lineage: Eukaryota; Metazoa; Platyhelminthes; Trematoda; Strigeidida; Schistosomatidae
Exons: 6
Coding region: 1-585 (194 amino acids)
Source: RefSeq, a predicted model, not a curated record